This is a messenger RNA of Mugil cephalus (flathead mullet), 3983 nucleotides long. RefSeq names its product calcium channel, voltage-dependent, beta 2b (gene cacnb2b). NCBI's taxonomy places the organism in Eukaryota, Metazoa, Chordata, Actinopteri, Mugiliformes, Mugilidae. Gene Ontology annotation, molecular function: high voltage-gated calcium channel activity; protein binding. Gene Ontology annotation, biological process: calcium ion transmembrane transport; neuromuscular junction development; chemical synaptic transmission. Gene Ontology annotation, cellular component: voltage-gated calcium channel complex. The record is from RefSeq and is a predicted model, not a curated record. The transcript has 14 exons. Bases 694 to 2538 code for a protein of 614 amino acids.
CAAUGUGAUGAAAGGAUCUCAUGAUUACGCUCUCCCGAUGAUGAAUUCUGGGUUUGCCUGUAGUUCUGUUCUGUAAAUCGGGCGCACAAAGGAAUUAAACACCGCUCGCUUUUUUAAUUUCAUCUCUCUAUUUUGGAGCCGGGCCACUAUAAUAACACUCACACUUGCGAUGCCAGAACCCUAGGGAGUUGCUUGGAUGCACCCACACAAGCGCAACAAUCACGGCAACACACGCGCCGAGGACGGAGUGUGGUCAGCAGCGUUUCUGGACGCGCAGGAAGCUCAGACGGGGUUGGACACCUUCUGGGUUUGCUCGGUGCUCGAGGUCAGCGGUGUGCGGCGCAACAGAUGCCGCGCCGAGAAAUAAGCCUUUAAUACCCCCCAGGACUCGGGAGAGGGUAACUAUUCUCAACUCACAAUUCAGACUUGAGUGAAACCCCUCGCGCAACUCAUCCGGGCUCCGUGCGUCGCGGUUCUCUCGGAGACAUCUCACCUUUACGCACGGAGAGGACGCUCAAAGAACGGCGUUUCCGUUAACGGCAUCCACGGAUUUAUCCACCGGGAGUGUUUCAGAGGUGACUCGAGCCUCGUGACAUGCUUGUCCAUGUCUCAGUCACUGGAGCCAGGAGAGCGGUAAUUUGAACCGGUCGUUACAGCCGUGGAACGUCGCUAUAGUGGACACCUUGGGUCAGCAUGCCGCCCAAAAAGAAGGGAGAGCGUCAGGACUCGGACGUCGUUGAGGAGAGAAACGCCCAGGUGCAGCUGGAGAAGGCCAAGUACAAGCCUGUGGCAUUUGCUGUACGUUGCAACUUCUCUUACACGCCAGCAGACGACGACAACGUCCCCGUACCAGGACAGGCCGUCACCUUUGAGGCCAGGGACUUCCUACAUGUCAAAGAGAAGUUCAACAAUGAAUGGUGGAUCGGACGGCCAGUGAAGGAGGAUGGUGUGGUUGGCUUCAUCCCCAGUCCCGUCAAUCUGGAAACCAUUCUCAUCAGAAGAGAAGUCCAAGCGAGGAAGGCUGCCAAGGCCUUAGCCAACAAAGCGGCAACACAAGCAACUCAAGAUAUGAACUCGAAGAAAUAUACUCCUCCAUCACAAGCCAAUCAGCAAGUGAAAAAGAAACCGGGGGAGCAGGUGGCUAUGUAUGAUGUAGUGCCUACAAUGCGUCCUGUGGUUCUAAUGGGACCAUCACUGAAGGGCUUAGAGGUUACAGAUAUGAUGCAAAAAGCACUGUUUGACUUUUUAAAACAUCGAUUUGAAGGCAGAAUCACUAUCACACGGGUCACGGCAGACAUCUCUCUGGCUAAACGGUCCAUCCUCAAUAACCCUGGCAAAAAGGCCUUAAUGGAUCGGUCCAACACCCGAUCCAAUUUAGAUGCUGCCGCCCAGAUCCAGGGGGAGGUGGAGCGUAUAUUCGAGCUCGCCCGCAGCCUGCAGCUGGUGGUUUUAGACGCAGACACAGUCAACCACCCUCUGCAGGUGUCCAAGACCUCCCUGGCUCCGAUCCUCGUCUACGUCAAGAUCUCCUCACCAAAAGUGUUAACGAGGCUCAUCAAGACCAGAGGGAAGUCUCAGACCAAACACCUCAAUGUUCAGCUUGUGGCUGCAGACAAGCUUGCCCAAUGUCCGCCGGAAAUGUUUGAUGUCAUCUUAGAUGAGAACCAGCUAACAGAUGCCUGUGAGCACAUUGCUGAUUAUCUGGAGUCCUACUGGAGAGCGACUCAUCCACCAGAGAUGGAGCCUGCCAACGCUCUGGUGUCGCAGCUGGCUGAGAAUACACUGCCUAUGAGUCCUAGAGCAAUACCGGAUGAGCAGAAAAGUAAAAAGUCAGCUGCCCCCAAGAGGAAGGGCUCCCGUGAGAACCACCUUGACCAGGAGCCCCCUUCAGCCCCAGACCAGGAGGAGGGGGCUGAGGAGGGCCAAAGAGAAGAAGAAGAGCGGCUCCUGAGGACCGAACCAAAGAAACCCCAGCACACCCGCCAACACCACCACCACCACCACCGCCGGAUGGAGCACCACAGUCACACCCAGCACAGCCAAACGUCCGGCGGCAUGGACAUACAGUCGAGCAGGGAUCACAGCCAGAGGCUCCCCCGAAGGCACCUGCCCGAGGAGAGGGACGCCAAGGUGGAGGACGUGGUGGAAGCGGACGAGGAGGAGGCUCACUAUAACCACCGGGGCAGUAACCACCAUCACCAUAACAGCAACCACCACCACCACCAUCACCACCAUCACCGUGGGAACAGCCAGCCGCACGUCGUGGAGGACUAUGAGCAGGCGCACAAUGAACGCAACCGGCAGCACAGGCAUCACCAGCAUAUUCCACCACGGACACACAACGUGGAUCACUAUCCUGUACACAACCAUCACAACUACCACGGCAGAGACAGGGACAGAGACCGAGACCGAGACAGACACAGAGAUAGAGACAGAGAAAGACACAAGGACAGGGAAAGGGACAGAGAUAGAGAUCAUGGUAGAGAUCGAGACAGAGAUGCACGACAGUGGCACAGAGAUUCCUAUAUACAUCAGUGACUGUUGUUUCUACUGAGGGUUGGUGCAUGGUUGUAUGCUGCUCAUUUUAUAAUGCACUUGUGGUCGGGGUGAGUGUGUCUUCUUGGUAGACAGUGUUUCUCCUCAUGUUUGCCAUUUUUUUUUCACAGUGUUCCUCUUUAUUAUUCUUUACCGAAAGGUAUUUUAGCGUUUGUAGGACACAUUUCUGUGUGUCAUGUUUUCACCCAAUCCUGUGUGUGUGCUUUGCACAAACAAGAGUAAAAUGCACUGAUAUGGUCCUUAUAACUCAUAUGUGAAUGAAACACCAGACAGUAGGGACAGAUGGCUUUUAUAGCUUCCAUAGUCUCGCAUCACAACUCAAAAAAUGGCUUCGACUAAAAUCAAAAGAUACACUCUUUACUUCCAUUCAAAGGGAAACUAACUAUUAAAAAAAAAUAAAAACUAUAAAAGUAGUUACAUGCUAAUCUGAUAACAUGAUAAAAAUUUUCAAUUUUAAUAAAAAGAACGUUGUUUUGCAACAUGUCCCAAAAAGUAAUGCAUACAAUUGUUUGAUGAAUUGAAUGAAAUUCUCUGUAACGCACAUUACAAACAUAGUUUAGUUUCAUCAUCUCAGAUUUAUGAAUUUUCCACUUUAUCUGUGGGCUAAACGACGUAAGUGAAGAUGACACCUUGACUUUUGCGAAAUUGUAUUCUGUAAGUAAUUGACUGAUGAGAAUAUAAGGUUAAUCAAUAAUCACACAGAAAAAUAAAAUAAAAAUGAAUUUGCUGUAGCCCAAAAGAGGUCAUCUCAGAAGUGACCAUGAGAUAAAACUAAACUACUAAAUCAAUAGCUGUGUUAAUUUUACAUUUAUACGUUGCACAAAUGUUCAAAUGAUUGCUGGGAACAGGUUGUGUAGUUUCUAUGUCACGUCUUCCUCUGCCCCCAUGUGUUUAAAUCUGUGUACCUUCAAAAGCCAGUGAUUUAUUUCUAACAUGAGUAUGAAAAGUCAAACUAUUUUUCUACAUGAUUCCAAAGGGAAAUCAUACGUUGCUUCCUACUUUUGAAAACAAUGUUCAAGCAUAUUUACUGACUGGAAACAUUGCAUUUGCUUUAUCUGGAAGCAUGAAUAAUAUUUUGAUGACACUGACCUGUGCUACAUGCUGGAUACUCUAUGCAUCCUCUUGUGAUAAAAUAUACUGCUUGAAUACAAUCUCUAUGCAUUUGUACAUACUUCAUAAAUGCCUUGUUAGGUAUAUGUAAGGACAACCAGAGAGCCUGUUGCACUGUUUGGCAGAACUUGAACUUAUGUGUAUGAUUUGCUGUAAGAAGACUGAUUCCUUUCAAGGUUUGUUUUGAUGGUUUUUGUUUUGUACAGAAGUCUGAAGUUAAUUUUGACAAAUAUGCAUUCAGUUGUUGAAAACCAUUAAAAUGUAAAAUAUAUAUAUAAUAUAUAUAUAUAUAUAUAUAAUAUAUAUAAUAUAUAUAU